AUGGCAACUGCUGUUGAACCAACAAAAAGUGAACUUUCAAUCAAAGUUCCAACUAUUUUAGCAACAAGACAUUUUAAUUCACACGUUGAAGAAACUGAGCCAGAGGUCGAUGAAUUUAGCGAUGCCUUCGCUACUCCUAAAGAUGAGAACGACCCCUAUAAUUAUAAUGACUACGCUCCAAAUUUUAAAGCUCCUAAUGAAUUAGAUAGUCAGAAUUCGACCUCUUUUGAAGAAAGUGAUAAAAUUGAUAGAGUUUCAUCCUCUGCAUCCUCAGUUUAUGACGAUGACUCGUUCAGUGAAUCUGCCGAUUUGACCGAUCAUACUGCUACUCUCGAUGAAAAAGGUCACAUUCCAAAUGGUGAAUCUUUUCAAGCUGGUUCUUCUGAUAAGUCAUUGGAAAAGGAUGUAGAAAAAAAUGUUCUUUUACCCACGUCCUCUGACAUAGACAAUUCGAAUAUAGAUCAAAUUAAAUCUGUGAAUGUCGUUGACGAACAUUCUAAUAAAUCUGUAAAUGCAACAGAUAAUCAUGUAAUUACUGAAGAUUCAAAAGAUAAGAAUGAUUCUACCGAAUUACUUAAAGAUGAGGCAAUUCGAAAUAGUAGUUAUUCCUCAACUUCAUCUGAUGAUGGGAGAAAUGACUAUGAAUCAAGUGAUUUCGCUGAUUCAACUGCCUCAAAAUCAAGCAGUUUUUCUUCAAUUUCGUUUCAGCAACAAAUUAAUAAAAAGGAUAUUAAAAGCUAUGAAAUUAUUGAAGAUGAUAAUAAAGGUGAUGAGAAUCGUAUGUCUAUUGCUUCUCUGGGUGAACAUCCCGAAUUGAAUGAUAUAUCUCUGGAAGAUGAUUCCGUUAACUCUGAAGAACCAUCAAAAGAAUGGGGUUUUUCUGACUGGGGAUUUCCGAAAACUCCCAAUUCUAUACGUGCCUUAUCAACAAUCUUCAGUGGUCGUUCUCCUACUCCUUCGGUGAUUUCUAAAAAUGAUGAAAAUCGUUUUUCUGUUGGUUCUGUGUCGUCGACCGGAUCCAAUUAUGAUCUUUUAUUGGCGAGACUUGAAAAAGAAAAUCAAAUUUUACAAGAAGAUCCAAAAGCAAGAAGAAUGUCCCUUCAAGGAGUGGCUGAAAUUAAGGCUAGUUUUGAACGUGUUCAUAGCGAAGCAGUUGAAGCUAAUGUUGAAGAUGACAUCGACUGGGACUUUUGGGGUCAAAUCGUUUCUGACUAUGAGACGGUUGCCAGGUCGCAACCUAGUAAAUUGUCAAAAAUGAUUCAAAAAGGAAUUCCACAAGCAUUACGUGGCAUGAUAUGGCAACUCAUGUCCAAAUCUAAAGACACUGAAUUGGAGUCCACUUACGCUCAACUAUUAAAGGAAACAAGUCCUCAUGAAAAAAUGAUUUUGAGAGAUUUGAAUCGUACUUUUCCUAAACAUGAAUAUUUUCAAGAUCAAGAUGGAAUAGGUCAAGAAGGCUUGUUCAACGUCGUAAAAGUGUAUUCUCUUUAUGACAAAGAUGUUGGAUAUUGUCAAGGUAUAUCAUUUAUCGUUGGUCCUUUACUUUUGCAAAAGAUGCCUGAUGAAGAAGCAUUUUGUGUUCUUGUCAAAAUAAUGAAAUUUUAUAAUUUACGUGGUCACUUUUUACCUGGUAUGGAUGGUCUUCAAUUAAGACUUUUCCAGUUUGACCAUCUCGUUGAAGAAAUGUUACCCAAACUUCAUCAGCAUCUCCGAUCUCAAGGAAUAAAUUCAUCAAUGUAUGCAUCACAAUGGUUUAUGACACUUUUUGCAUACAAAUUCCCUCUAUCAUUGGUUUUCCGGAUAUAUGAUACUAUUUUUAUGGAAGGAAUUGAAUCUAUCUUUCGAUUUAGCAUUGCUUUGCUAAAAAAAAAUGAAAAGAAAUUGAUAGAAAUGGAUUUUGAACCUCUUUUAGAAUAUUUAAAGAGUGGUUUAUUUGAAAGUUAUCAGGUCACAGCCACCGGUGUUCUUGCACAAUUAGUUACAGAUACUCAAUACAAGACAAAUGAAUUUGUUAAAGAUGCGUAUAAUGUUAAGAUUACAACCAAGAAGCUUUCUAAAUAUCAACAGGCGUACUACGCACAACAAGAAGCUGAAAAACGACGAUUAAUGUCAGAAGCCGAAGCCAUAGAGAAGAUAAAGACAAAUAAUUAUCACUUAACUAAUCAGGUCAAGCAUUUGGAGGGUAGUUUACAAACACUUAAUCGUGAACAUGUCGAAUUGGCUAAUGAACUUGUAAACACCAAAGUAGAGCUUGCCAAGGUUAAAGAUGAUAAUGAGGAACUUCAGAUGACAGCUGCAGACUUGCGUAAAACUUUAGUAGCCCAGCCAAUUGAAAUUGAAAACAAGUAUAGAGGACAAAUUGAUUCGUUAGCACAAAAAAAUAUGGAAUUAAUAGAUCGCAAUAAUUCUUUAGAGGAUCAGCUUGCAGGUUUAGAAAAAAUGUUAAUUGAGAUGAAAAUGCGCUACGCAGAAAGUGAAAAUGAAAGAGAACUACUGAAACGAAGGUUGAAUGAUCUAAAAAAAGCUUUGGGGGCCCGGACUUAG
Messenger RNA from Racocetra fulgida, 2544 nucleotides. NCBI's taxonomy places the organism in Eukaryota, Fungi, Glomeromycota, Glomeromycetes, Diversisporales, Gigasporaceae. The record is from the annotation of a GenBank genome assembly.